This is a messenger RNA of Galendromus occidentalis (western predatory mite), 1163 nucleotides long. RefSeq lists its product as uncharacterized. The transcript is spliced from 6 exons. The record is from RefSeq and is a predicted model, not a curated record. Lineage: Eukaryota; Metazoa; Arthropoda; Arachnida; Mesostigmata; Phytoseiidae. The coding region runs from base 99 to 1163 and encodes 354 amino acids.
GUUUAAGCCUAGCGACAUCUUAGGCUUAAGGUGUGGUGAGCGUUGCGAGCGAUCGAAACGGGUGAUUUGGCGUAUUCAAAGUCUAAAUUCCCGACACCAUGAGUGGAAGUAGUCACGGGGAGGUCGUUAUUAUAGAAGAAGGGGAGAUGGAAGUGGUGCAGCACGAAGAUCUCCCCUCGUCCAAAGAGAAGAAAUCGAUGCUGUCGAUGUUGGCCGAGGUUGCGUCGGCUACCCUGAGCACUCCGAAUGCGAAAAACAAGACGUCCAAGAUGACGCUCGAGCAAAUCAAGGCGUUGAAACCUUCGACGUUGGUCGACCUUUUCGCCAUAUACAAAACCGAUGAAGCUGGCACCAAAUUCUGCUUCAUGUGUCGGCUGCUGCCGGAUAAAUGCAGAGCUGCUUUCUGGAGCCACACUGGGAACGAAGUCAGGGCUCGUCAGCUCAUGCAGUGUCACCUCUACGAGCACAUACAAGAAAUCGAGAAGGACGCUUCAAUAGUCCAGGUGGAAGAGGGGGAUCAGGUCUACGAAAACUCCGAAGUCAUCGAGGUCAUCGAGAUAGCCGGACGGCAGAGGACAACAAGUUCUUCAUCUGCCACUCUGAGCGCCUCGGAAGUAGAAGAUAACGACCAAGACGGAGAGCCCUUGUUCCACCCACGCGCGUUGAAUCCUCUCGAGACUGGCGAUGAUUGGACCACUCUUGAAGAGCUCUCGGAUCACUUCUAUACCCAUCCGUGCGGGCCCGCCGAAGUCCCGCGGGAGAAGCACGUCACACAGGAGAUCAAGUUCGAAGCGGACGGUUCCCAUAACCUAAAUCCGGAGCCCCCCGUUUGUAUUUCUACCCCACCGUGGCCUUCUAUCUAUACGCCUUUGCUGCCGAAUAUUUCCGAGAUCGAAAACAUUCGAGCCGAACCGAUACCGGAGUCAUCGUCCGAAGAAGAAGAGGAAGAGCCGGAGGAGGUCUCUGUCCAGUAUGUUGUUGAACAGGUUCCUCAGGAACAGUACGGCACCACUACGAAAUACGUUUAUGAAGGUAACAUCGAAGAUACCAUGCAAUUUGUCAAGACAUUUCACGUCAUUCCUGAAUUGAGGCAACGUCGAUCUGACGGGCCGUGUAUGCGUUCCAGAUGCGAGCGGCGUGCUCUACGAAUGCCAGGACAAUAG